AUGUACAUAUAUAUCAUCAGUGAUAUUGGUAAAGAAGUAUUUGUUGGAACUGUUGGCAAAGGGAAAUUACGUUAUAUUGGUUCGAUCAAAGGGAAGCAGGGUCUCUUCUGUGGAGUCGAACUCGAAAAACCAGAAGGCAAACAUGAUGGUACUUAUCAGGGUAAGCAUUAUCAAACAUCACAAGUAGUCUUAACCGGUGGUGUUUUUUUUUGUUUAGGUGAGGGAGGGGCGUUUUAA
This is a messenger RNA of Enterobius vermicularis (human pinworm), 237 nucleotides long. The record is from the annotation of a GenBank genome assembly. Lineage: Eukaryota; Metazoa; Nematoda; Chromadorea; Rhabditida; Oxyuridae.